GCUUGUGGGUCCGCAACGGGACGGGAUUGAUCCGCAAGGAGGGUCAGCAACUCUACUGGACCUUCGUCUCCCCCCAGCUGGGCUACUGGGCAGCGGCUCUGCCCUCUCCGAACACAGGGCUGGUGACAAUGGCUGCGGGUAUGAAGGACAUCACCACGUACCACACCAUCUUCCUGCUCACCAUCCUGGGCGCCCUGGCCCUGCUCGUCCUCAUCCUGCUCUGCCUCCUCAUCUACUACUGCAGGAGGAGGUGCCUGAAGCCCCGGCAGCAGCACCGCAAGCUGCAGGUCUCGGGCACCCUGGACGCCUCCAAGAAGGACCAGGCCACGUCCAUGUCACAGAUCAACCUCAUCUGCAGCAGUCACCUGGAGACGGCGUCGUCCGGCGGCGACACGGACGUUCACACCCCCAUUCUCAAGUCGGCCUUCUCGGCCUCGCGCGAGUUCGAGAGCUCCCGCGAGGAGUUCUUCAAGCAGGUGGCGGCGCCCAAGCUGCGCGGCGUCCCCAAGACGCCCACGGACACCCUGAGCCACCGUGGUGGCCUCGCCAAGGAGGACUAUGGGCGCCUGGGCGAGCCCUUGGGCCUCAAGGCCGCGCGCUCCAUGGACGGCGCGGGGCCGGGUGAGCCGCCCUUGCUGGAUGAGUACAAGCGAAGCUACUCGCACCAGCGUGUGGAGGAGCGCGGCCCGGCCGCCCGCAAGCACCCGCGGCCCGAGGCCACCUAUGGGCAGGAGCCGCCCUCGCCACCGCCACUGCCACCCCCCUUCGAGCACUACGGGGGGCCCAAGGGGGGGCCCAAGGGGGAGCCCAAGGCAGCCGAGUUCCUGCUCUCGCAGUCGGUGGAGCAGCUGGCACGGCCCACGUCGCUGAGCCAGCCCGGGCAGCUCAUCUUCUGCGGCGCCAUCGACCACGUCAAGGAGGACGUCUACAGGAAUGUCAUGCCCACCCUGGUCAUCCCGGCGCACUACAUGCGCCUGGCGGCUGACUACAGCGCCGGCGAGGCGCCGACCGGCACGGGGCCGCCUGAGGGGCCGCCCGAGCUGGAGGCCCCUUGUGCCACCCAUGCUGGGGGACACCCCAAGGACUGA
Messenger RNA from Tinamus guttatus (white-throated tinamou), 1088 nucleotides. The record is from RefSeq and is a predicted model, not a curated record. Lineage: Eukaryota; Metazoa; Chordata; Aves; Tinamiformes; Tinamidae.